AUGGAGCUCCGUCCACUCCGUGUGACGAUCUUGCUUAUUUCACUUAUCCGAGUCGGACAAGCUCAAGCAGAGAUUAAACCAGUUCUGUCUGUGGAGCCGAAUUCACCACAAAUAUUCAGAGGAGAGACGGUUACACUCACAUGUAGGAUUUCAGGAGGAAAUGGACCGUACUACUGGUACAAAGAUGGUGGUUAUAGUCACAGAUCUGCUGAAAAUAACUACACUAUAAAUGUAGAUCAGAGUCACAAAUACAGUUGUUACGGGUCAGUUGAUGGACGGUCAACAACAUGGAGUAAUGAAGUGACUCUCUCAGUGAUAGAGACACCAAAAGCCGUUCUGACUCUGCAGCCUGAUGGACAGAUAUUCAGUGGACAGGAAGUCACUUUCACAUGUGAAAUACAAGGACAUGCAGACACGGAGUGGAUGUACCACUGGUAUAAAGAUGGUGUCCAAAUAUUCUCCUCUGUUGAGAACAGUAAAUAUUCAUUCACUGCUGUAGAGUCUCUCAGCGCUAAAUACACCUGCAGCGGACGAAGAAGAAACGACUCUCAGACCUCAGAGACCAGCAACACUGUUACACUCACUGUGUCAGAAAAACCCAAACCGACUGUGAGAGUGAGUCCUCAGAGCUCCGUCUACACUGGAGACAGAGUUACUCUGAACUGUAAUCUGCUGUCUAAUGGAUGGAUUUUUCUCUGGUACAAAGAUCGAGUCCAAGUAGCUGAAGACACCAACACACUCCAUGAUACAGUCUCUAAUGCAGGAGAAACAGUGUAUCAGUGUAAAGCACGCAGAGGAAACUACGACUCAGAGCUCAGUGAUCCAGUUACAGUUACAGUUAGAGCGCUCCCAAAACCUGUGGUGUCCAUAAAUCCUGAUGAACAGGUGUACAGAGGAGAGACUGUCACUCUCAGAUGUGACAUACAGGAUGAAGAGGACUCUGACUGGAUCUACGGCUGGAAUAAAGAUGGUUCUGGUGUCAGUAGUGAACAGGAGUACAGAAUCAGUAGUGCUGAAACAUCUCAUGCAGGCAAAUACACCUGUAGAGGAAGAGAGAGAGGAGGCUCACACUCCUCACACACCAGUGAUGCUGUUACACUGACUGUAUCAGGUUUUACAUACAAUACUGUUAUAGUAUUUGUGGCUGUGGGACUGAGUUUGGCCUUUCUGAACAUCAUCCUUUUACUGAUCGUGCGCUGGUGGUACAAAUCCAACAAAGAUGAAGAUGCUGGACCCAGUGAUGUGAUUUACACUGAGCUUGAACUCAAGCCACAGAAAAAAGCACAGAAAAAUCAAGUGAAGGCCAAUGUGGAAUGUGAAACUGUUUACUCACAGCUGAAGCAGAACACAUAGGUGCUGGAGGAGUGAAUACACAACUGAACAGACGAGAGAGAAGAGAGAGAGAGAAGUUCAUCAUGUGUGCAGUGACAGUAAAAUCGGAGUGAGAUUGUUUUGUACAGGUUCUUUGCACUUAUUUGGCUUAAAAUGUGUGUGGGGAAUAAGAACGUGUGUAUGGACAGCAUUAAGAAGUAUUUACAGGGUGUAUUUUAUUGAUUACUUGUGCCACUAUUAGGACUGGUUGUAAAGCAAUAGGGUUUAGUAGUAAUAGUAAGAGUAAUAAGUCAAUGUGACUGAACUUUUAUUCUUGAAAAUGUUUUUUCACUCAUGUGAGGGGCUUCAUCAGGUCAUCUGUGUGCAGUUCACACCUACAGAACUGAAAGUCACAUACAGAGAUACACUGAUGUAUUUUCCACCACACUGUACAACCACAAUCUGCAGCCUACAGUUAAAAAGAUCAUGUAUCAUUUCAUAAUAACAAAUAUCAUUUCAUGGUUUCAUUGUAUUAAGCAACACUUUAAAUAAAUGCAUGCAGAUAUCACAAAGCACAAGAUGAAUAUAUAUAUCACAAACCCUAAACUGUGUGCACCAAAUGUGUCUGUAAUGUCACACGUCUUCCCUGAAACUAUCGUUUUAAUGUAUUUUUAUUGCACUGUAACAAGCCUGUUUGAAAAGUCAUGUGCAUAGAGUGUACAGUUUUAUCUCCAGCAAACGUUUGUACUCAUCUCCAUCCAUGUGGACAUAAGCAGUAUCAGUAUAUGUAAAGUUAGAGGUGCUCAGUACAGUGCAAUCUCUCAAUUUAUUUACUUGGUAUUUUAAUGUAUUUUUUUUCUUUGGUUUAAAUUUGUAAGCAUUUCAGCAAUUACAGUUGUACUUUUAGGUCACACAAAUGAUACCCUGCAUUAAAAUAUACAUGCAUACAAAGCAGCUGUAUUUUAUUAAGGGGCGUUAUUCACUGAUUAACCUCCAGUUGCUUUACAAGUGAUGACAUCCUAUGAAACAAUGCAUUAAUUCAUUCUUAUGCAUCAUUAUUGUUGUACUCUACAAGAAAAAUACCUGCAUUGCAGUAGAAAUCAUCAGCUCUGUUUCUCAUUAAUAUUAUGUUUAAAAAGUGGCUAAAGCAAAACAGAGAGCAUGAAACAUUUCAGAUGAGGAAAUAUUUUAUCAAUCCUGCAUCACACAGACUGUGAAUAAAGUCUACUGUAAGAUAUUGCAAAUUUAAAAACAAAACAAUAAAAAAAAAAUGCUUUCAUGUAUUUUCUGUAUAAAGAAGGUCAUUUUUAUUACCUUUACACACUUGUCAAAAGAUUACAACAGUGCCAUCUUCUGGGUAUAAUUCAUUUUUAGAAAAGUCUA
This is a messenger RNA of Ictalurus furcatus (blue catfish), 2694 nucleotides long. Its product is annotated as B-cell receptor CD22-like. The record is from RefSeq and is a predicted model, not a curated record. NCBI's taxonomy places the organism in Eukaryota, Metazoa, Chordata, Actinopteri, Siluriformes, Ictaluridae. Gene Ontology annotation, molecular function: transmembrane signaling receptor activity. The transcript is spliced from 10 exons. Gene Ontology annotation, biological process: cell surface receptor signaling pathway. Bases 1 to 1353 code for a protein of 450 amino acids.